ACGCAUGAUUAAUGAAGUGCGCACCGGAAAGCACAAAGCCACAACAUCUCAGCGUGUAAUUCCUAAACGCUCUUAAAACAAAGACUUACUUGGUGUAUUGAUCAAACUGGUUUGUGUUAAAAGGACAGAAAUCGAUCGAUCGCGGCUAUAAGCUGCCGGGUUCAGCCAUGUGUGCGUCAAGCCCAGAGAGUUUGUUGUCACCAGUGUGCACAACGCACACAGGAGCGCACAAGAAGAGAUCGCGUGGCGUCCUGUCGCCUCUCCUGGAGGACAGCAGUGAAGCCGGAGCCGCCUAUAUAAGAGCUCCCAAGAUGCUACUGAUCGGUCAUUCGUGCACUUGCUGCCAGCGGUUUUUAAAGCAUCGCCCCUGCCGUGCAACGUGUGCCUCCCCACUACUCCGCUCUCACAUGUAGACUCACGUUUUCUAACAGCUCUACUCGAGAUUUAGGGCGGAUUUCUCUCUCUCGGCCUCGACCAUGCGCCUCAGUCAACACGGAUUUCAACACAUAAACUUUGUUAAAGAAGAGUCCCAGGGCGCAGAGGAUGCUCCACAGCGUAGACUGUGUGUUUAACGCAAACUAGUGAACGCGGCUGUCCAGGAGCGACUCCAAAUGAAGUUGUGAGUAUGAGAAAAAGAGAACAAACCGGAUUUUCACUCGGUUAGGGUCACCAAACAAGUAGCCUCCACUCUGGGCAUGGACAAUGGAUACUUUAAGUCUAUCUGUGAACGCUGUGUCCUACACCGUGGCAGCGGAACUCUCCACUGCUAAUGAUCCGUUCAAUGCACCCGUCAAGAACAUCGCGCCUUGGAACUUCACUAUCUUGGCCGUGCUGAUGUUUGUGGUCACCUCGCUGUCUCUGAGCGAAAAUUUCCUCGUCAUGUUUGUCACUUUCAAGUACAAACAACUCAGACAGCCCCUGAACUACAUUAUAGUGAAUUUGGCCAUCGCUGACUUUCUUGUCUCCCUCACCGGUGGACUAAUAAGUUUCCUGACAAACGCCAGGGGUUAUUUCUUCCUUGGGAAGUGGGCUUGCGUCUUGGAGGGCUUUGCUGUUACUUUUUUCGGGAUCGUGGCCCUGUGGUCCCUGGCCGUUCUGUCCUUCGAACGAUUCUUUGUGAUCUGCCGGCCUCUGGGGAACAUCCGACUUCAAGCGAAGCAUGCUAUCCUGGGUCUGCUGUUCGUCUGGACCUUCUCCUUCAUCUGGACCUUCCCUCCAGUGCUGGGUUGGAACAGAUACACUAUAAGCAAGAUCGGAACCACCUGUGAGCCUGACUGGUAUUCAACCAACAUCAUAGACCACAGCUACAUCAUCACUUUCUUCACCACCUGUUUCAUUCUGCCCCUUGGAGUGAUAUUCUUCUGCUAUGGAAAGCUCCUGCGGAAGCUCAGGAAGGUCUCUCAUGGUCGUUUGGCCAGUGCCAAGAAGCCUGAGCGGCAGGUGACCCGUAUGGUAGUGGUGAUGAUUGUGGCAUUCAUGGUGGGCUGGACACCAUACGCAGCCUUCGCCAUACUGGUCACAGCUCAUCCGACCAUUGAAAUCGAUCCCAGGAUGGCUUCAAUCCCUGCCUUCUUUUCCAAAACAGCCACUGUCUACAACCCAAUCAUCUAUGUCUUCAUGAACAAACAGUUCAGGAAGUGCCUAAUCCAGCUCUUCACCGGCAUGGGCACCAUCCCAGACAGCAACAUUAACCAGACGUCAGAGCGACCUGGAAUUACUGCUGAGAGUCAAACAGGAGAAAUGUCAGCCAUUGCGGCCCGCAUCCCUGUGGGUGGUACAGCGUCGCCCAGGUCUGAUGACUCCCCAACCGACUGUGGCUCCUUUGCCCAGCUCCCCAUCCCAGAGAACAAAGUGUGUCCAAUGUAACAGUAAACCUCCUCCCAAUACGUGUUCUGUUACUCUGUCCUCUGACCCCCAGAGUCCGCAUUAACCUUCUGUAAUCUAGCCACAAUGUGUUUCAGAAACUGUAUGGACUUGAACAGAAUUUGAAGUGUUUGUUUUUUUUAUUUGUUGGGGAGUACAGUGUGAGGAACAGAAGGUCAAAGAAAGGUUUGAAGGGUUUUAAUAGUUGAUGAUUCUAGCACUUUUUAUAUUUUAUUUGCAAGAGUAAUUCAGGACACAAAACAUCAAAUACAAAAGAAGUUUUGUGCUUCAGCAUGUUGCAGUAGAUUGUUCAAUAAUUGAUUAAAAUAAGCACAACAGAGAGGAUGAGAAGGAACUGUAUAGACAGAAAUGCUCAGAGCUUUACCCAAUAGAUAUCUUGUAAAUAUUUGCUUGUUGGAUACUCCUCCAUCCUUCGAAGAAUAUCUUGGAUGAUCUCUUGACCAUUACUGCACACCUGCUAGUGUGUCACAUUAGAGGGCACUUGAUCCGACUUGAUAGCAUCUGCCGUCAUGUCCCCAUGAAAAAAGAGACUGCUAAAAUCGCAAACUUUGACACCAGUUAGUUGAGGGCUAGCCAGUGUUUUUCACAUACCACAAUGCAUCCAAGCCUUUCAUCUCGUCCUUGCCUUCUCCUUUGAAGCCCUGUGAUGGAGCCUGGAGAGAAAGCAUUGUUUUCCUAUGCUGUUUCAGUACUUUGCUUUGGCAGCGCAUUGUCAUUCAUCUCCACUCCGCAAGAGGACGGAGCAGUCUUCUGAAUUUGGAUACUUUUAUUUUAGUGUAUCCUGUGUAGACUAGUUUGGGUCAAAGCUUUCAUCUUUAGAGAAGAUGGUCAAUGGGACUCGGAGAUGCCAGUCUCCUAUUGCCUAUGCUGCUGAUGUAGGAGGACAACAUAUUUAUGAAGUGCCAACAGGGGAUCAGCAAGCACACAACCACAAGCAACACAGUCACAUCUAUACACACAUACACACACACACACACAAUCACACACACAUGUACACACACACACAUUCGGACUGCAAUGCACUGCCUGUAUUGUGAUAAGCUCUCUAUAGGCACUGUGAAGAUGAUACAAUGCAUCAAUAAAUAUCGUAGCACAAGAGUGGCUUAGCUAAGUAGCCAUGUACAAAAGCAAUGAGUAUUCCCAUCAUAAGCACAGGUCAACAGCAAUAUUAAAGCUAAAUAUCUUCACACAGUUGAACACUUCAGCGUUAGCUACAGUAGAUGUAGCAGUGAGUGUUAAAAUGUCUACUACUUGACUUUGUGGUGCAUGUUUGUUCACUAUUACUGAAUAUUUGUCAAAACACUGUUGUAUUCUCUAUGCUGCACAGUGAUUCACUAUGUUAAAAAAAGUAACAGUAUGGUGUCUGUUUUGCUAUGUACUGAGUGUGUGUUCUAAUCAUGUUUGGCCAGUCCCAGUCUGGUAGGAGUAACAUUUAGCAUCUUUAAGCGUCAAUGCAUCUGUGCCAAAUUAAUUGUGAUGCCUUCAUAUAUUAAGCAUAACAACAGGAGACUGUGGUGACUGGUACGUAGCACUUAUCUCAAACCAGUGUUUCCCAGAAUUAAAUUUCAUUUUCCAUGAUCCCUAUUGCUUUUUGUUAACAGUUAGGAUAACAUUUUAAUAUUCUUUUUCGGAACUUAAGGUUGCUGUAAAUCAAUAUAUUGUUAUUUUAACAAUUGAUAAAAAUUGAUAAAUUGACUGUGUAAUAUAAACAGGUCACUCUUUGUGAUUUUAGCAUGAUGAGUGAGCAGCUAUCUUUUUUAGCCUUUUUUAGCUCACUGUUUUGGUUUUCCAGCCAACAAAAUAAGUGAGUUCACACACUUUUAAGGCAAAAAAAAUCUCCAAUAAACUGACUUGAUUCUACCUGCCAAGCAUCAUACUUUGAACAGACAGUUAGCAACUAGCUGGUGAAGAAAGUUGAACAUUUAGCAAGACCUAGAUAUUUUUUUCAUAACUUUCUGGAGAACUAAACAGAACUAAGGAGAGUGAAUUUUUGACUUUUAUUAAUGAGGCUGCCAGUUACAUGACUCCAAACAAAUACUAAUAUCGGUCCAUGUCUGCUGUGUAAGUAGGCAAACAUUAGCCUUAACAAUUUUAUAUGCCAGUGAUAUGGUGGUGGCUGUGUCUGCUAACUUAUUUUUGUGUUUUUCUGCCUGUUACUCGAAAAAAAAAUGAUUAAUGCAGCUUUAAGUGAUUUUUUAAAAUAUAAAUGCUUUUGUCAUCUGCCAUUAACAGAAACAUACUUUUGUGUUACAAGGCAAUCCGGAUUUCUAGCAAAAUUUGACUCAGAUGAACAAGAUGUAAAACGUAUAGAUGCCAGAAGAGUUUUCCAAUCUUCUCAGUGAUGGCAUCUUUUUUAAAGUGAUUAUCCCAAUGUCUCUACAUUUAGCUGCUUGAUUUACUGAUGUUAAAAUGUUCAAGCCAUAUCUCAGGUCUGUCUGAAUUUGCUGUCAAUUGUCUAAUUGUGCUAAUUGCUAAAUUCUAGUCUGACCAUGUUGUAUGAUAACGUUUCCCUCUUAAACAUGUUUUCUGACUUUAUUUAUUUGUCUUUUGGCAUUGUCAGUAUUACGUCUAACCACUUCUCAGUUGUCUUGCAAAUGAUUCUUCACAUCAAGAUCAAAAAUCACUUCUCACCCUUGGUUGAAUGUUGAGUGUAAACGCUAUAAAAACACUAUUUGUAAAGGCAUCAGUUACAAACUCAGCCUCUUGGGUAACAGAAUUAAAUAUUCCAGCACAAUGUUUUUACUACACAAACAUGUCUUUUGUUGCUGCACUGUUGCAGUGCAAAACCACCACAUUGAAGGGAAUUAAACCGGUAUUCAUCAGACAAGCAAAUGUCAAAGAAACUUCAGUAACUAUGAAGUAUGGCUUGACUGACAAAUAACAAUGUCCUACAUGACUUUUUACAGGGAUAGUUCAGAUCAUUUGACAUAAGGUGAUAUAAGUUAUUGACUGGAAAGGUACAUUAAUGUGUGAACAUGAACUCAGGCAAACAGUCCUGUGGUUGCACAACUCACAGUGACCCAAAGGUGGCUUUAUUGAAAAAUGAGUAAAACAGCCAGCAAACAAAAAGUUCUGAAAACAUCAAUUCACAAUUUGAGUACAGCUCCUCGUUAUUAUAUCUUGUUCCAGCUUUUGUGAGCCAUGGUCCAGGUUCUAGUGCGUAGUUACUGUAUACACUGGUUUAUUUGAUGCUAUGUUGUGGCUUGAAAUUGUUGGUGUGCAUUUCUGGAAAAACUCCAACCACACUACUGUUUGUCUGAGCUUGUUUCCAAUAUCAAUAUUACAAAUGGUCAGCAAUUUGUAUUACCUUAUAUCAAAAAAUCCAAACUUUCUGUUUUAGUGUCCACACACAGUGUUCGCCAGUUACCAACAAUAAGUAUUCAUUUAACCUUACCCAAGCCUCCCCACUACUGACUCACACACAAACACACAGACACAAAGACACACACACACACAGACCCAUCUCAAGGCGUAGAUACAGUAGGUAUGCAUGGGCUUUUGGAAGUAGUGACUUCACCUUGAAGAUAAAACAGGAUAUAAAUCAAACAAACCUGCCAGCGUUACAUUUUGUUGCAAGGAUUACAGACUGUACUGCAUGCCGAUAAGGGGAGAGAACACCUCCAACAUGUAUAGAUGGGUAAAAGCUCCUAUUUCUCACUUCCCUACCCUGAAUAUCAAGCUGCUACACCUGUUUGUUGUGUUGUACUUGCAAAGGCAUGUCAAGACUUGUUCUGCUGUAUGUUUUCUGUGUCAUGAGUACUUUUGUCUUGAGUUUGAUUUACAUGGGUUUACAGGUCAUAGAUGCACGCUGGUUAUAAAAUGU
Thunnus maccoyii (southern bluefin tuna) is the source of this 5707-nucleotide messenger RNA. RefSeq names its product vertebrate ancient long opsin a (gene valopa). The transcript has 5 exons. Lineage: Eukaryota; Metazoa; Chordata; Actinopteri; Scombriformes; Scombridae. Gene Ontology annotation, molecular function: G protein-coupled receptor activity. The record is from RefSeq and is a predicted model, not a curated record. Gene Ontology annotation, cellular component: membrane; photoreceptor outer segment. Bases 703 to 1866 code for a protein of 387 amino acids. Gene Ontology annotation, biological process: visual perception; G protein-coupled receptor signaling pathway.